UUUGAGUUCAAGUUGAGAGCGGAGUUCUUUCACUAUUUAACUAACCAAAAAAAAAAAGAAAAGAUCUAUAUAAAAAGGUCACAACUUUUCAUCGUCAUGUCAUUUAAACCUGAUAUGAGUUAUGCUGCAAUGAGUGCAUCUAACCAGAAAGAUGUUAUGACUCGCAACAACAUUAAAAAUAUAUCAAGAAAUAUUUUUCAAAAUAUGGAAGAGGACAAAGGGAAUAUCAAUUUAGAGAGCUUGAAGAAUGUGAUCGAUGAGUACAUUGAUCAGUCAAAUGUUAAUUAUGGUUACAGCGCAGAUGGACAUGCUUUCCAGUUGAAUGAAGACAUGAAAGUUAAACCAUUUCUAAUUCCGGCUAACCCAGAGCAAGCUAUUAAAAAUGAUGAAGAACUUGGAAUAAAUCGCUAUCAACACCUUUCACGCAGAACUUUGUGGCGCUAUAAUGAUGAGACUAAAAACUAUGAACCGUUUAUGGAGACCUAGCCUGUCUGCAAUAAAAAUAAUCUUAAUGAAUUAUAAUAAUAAAAAUCAGAAAUAUCUUAAGAUUUGCUGUGUGGAUUAUUGUUUGAUUAUUGAUGAAAGGAAUUACACGACCAGAAGUCACGAUGCCUGAAA
Molecule: messenger RNA, 618 nt
Organism: Teleopsis dalmanni
Lineage: Eukaryota; Metazoa; Arthropoda; Insecta; Diptera; Diopsidae
Exons: 3
Coding region: 97-486 (129 amino acids)
Source: RefSeq, a predicted model, not a curated record